Molecule: messenger RNA, 1203 nt
Organism: Papaver somniferum (opium poppy)
Lineage: Eukaryota; Viridiplantae; Streptophyta; Magnoliopsida; Ranunculales; Papaveraceae
Exons: 4
Coding region: 187-759 (190 amino acids)
Source: RefSeq, a predicted model, not a curated record
UUGCCUCGGAAUACUGAGAAUGUGAGAGACUAAAUAAAAAGGUGGCUUGCAUGACUAUUAUUUACAUAAGAAACUCUUCAUUUCCCCUUUUCACAAUUUGCAUGAACAGUUUUGUGCAUACUUCUUAGUUUCCGGUCUCCUACUCUUUGAGUCUAAGAAUUUGCAGCAGAGAAGAACUUUGAAGUUAUGGCGAACUACAUCCCUCCGCACAAGAGACAGUUGAAGGAUGGUGCCAAGGCCCUCGAGGGGUCAUCACCCAAUUCACGAUCACUUGUUCAUAAGUUUCAGCAAAAUCUGAACCUGUCAGGAAGUUAUAAAUCUGAGUCACGUAAGUCACAGAGGGCUAUGACGAGAGGUAAGGUUGCUUCAUUAGGUGGAAGGUAUGCUUAUAAUGCUAAGAGUUGCCAUUCUAGAUUGUGCAUCUUUGAUUCUACCGAAGAAGAAGAGCAUCAGUACCCUGGUGCAAUUAGACUGGAGCACAUUACAUCCAAAUCCAGUUUAUAUAAAGAACCCGGAAGUCACGGAAGUAUCCCAUAUGUUCUAGUUUCUUCCCGUAAAAAAACAGGAACGAAUGAGCUAAACAAGAACAGCUCCAUAGAGAAUCCUUUGAUAUCUGUGGCUGAGCAGAUAUUUCCCAACCUUCUUGCUUUUCAAAAUGAGAGGGUCGAAGGGAGUUCCCAAGAGUUUGAGGAAGGAAAGAUAAGUUUUGUGGCUCGAUUUGGCAAAAUUUUGUUUCAUACGAUAAGUUUCCUACCUUGAUUCUUUGGCCAUGAAUUAAUGACUUACAUAAUGUUCAUGUGACAGAUUUUUUUGGAAAAUUCAAGUUAUUUAUGGCUUAAAUAUUCGGUAGCUUUUAAUUCGAGGAAAUCAACUGAACAUAUCAGUUGUUUUGCUUCUAACUGCCCUUUCUUGUAUGUAACAAUGACGAUCGAUGAAGGAAACCUUGGUUCAAUGUGGAUACACUUCGAGACAGAUCAGAAUACGAAGCUUCUUUCGGUCAAAUGAGAAGAAUAUUAGUACAAGUGUUCCUAAGUCGUUUACAGAUUCAGUGCUUAACGCGGUUUUUACUGAAAUUGGAGUUGAUUUGGAAGAAGAAAAAGAGUAUUACUAUGUCAGGGUUGCUGAUAAAUCCUGUCCAGAUGUAUCUCUUUCUUGCAAGUGCACUGCAACUGGAGUUGGUGGACUCGAGCUUCGAAAGGCAAG